GAUUGUCGUCCUCUAGAGAAAAAUUAUUAUUAUUAUUAAUAUUAUUUCCCAAACUAACUGAAAAUGUGAAUUAUUACAAAAUGAGUGAAUGCUUUAUUGCAGAAAGUGAAAAUAACACAAAUAAUAUCGUUCCAAGUGUUGGAAUAAUUGGUGGAUAAUUACAAGCAAAGAAAAAAUUUUCAAAGUAAAAGGCGAAUGGGGGAUAGAGAGAAAAAAAUAGAAACAGUAAGAGGCCAAAAAAUAAAAUCACAAUCAAAUAUGCUAGCGCCGCCGGUGACGAUAUACGUUUAAAUAAAUAAAAUAAAUAUAUAACUAACGAGCUAUAUUGGCGAUAUAUGUAAACGAUUCUUAAAGAUUUUGGUUAGAAAACUCUAUCCCAAAAACAAAUUACUAUUUAUAUUGAAAGCUUAUUUGGCCAUCUUUUUUCAAAGCCGCCAGCUUUUAUUGUGUUUUGCUUUUAUAUUGAAAAUGUAUAGACAACAGAGAACCCACCAUCAAAAGUUUGUGAGUGUGUGACAUAGAGAGCGGAGAGAAAGAGAGAGAGGGAGAGUGAGAAAACAUUAAAAGAAAUUAAGCAAAAUAACAAUACUCGAUGAAUAGUUAGUGAAAAAGAAAUUAAAGUUUAUUUUGUUGUAUAGUUUAUUAGGGUUUAAAAGUGUUUAAUGCAAGAGUAGCGGAAAGUAAAACAAGAGCAACACAUUUCCAGUAAAAACAACGGCAAUACUUGGCACCAGCAACAGCCUGUCUGCCUGCUGGCUUGGCCAAAUUUCAACAUCAGCUAAUAAGAAAUAAGCACAUCAUAAUGUCAAUGUUUGUCUUCUUCAGAUAAACAAAUGUACGCCGGUGGUUGGUUGCAAGAGAUCCUGAUAUGAUAUCAGAAUCACUAGUCCAAGUGGUAACAACAAACAACAGCAGCGACAGCGGCUACGAUACCCCAAAUUUCAGCCAACAACUUAACUCCCAUUUUUGUGGGGCAACAAUACUAAGUGGGAGAAGGGGUGCUUCGCUAGCAAGCGACCGAACGAACGAACAAUCGCACAAAUGUGUGUGUAAGUUGGUUGUUUGAUGCUGGUGUUAAUGGUGGCAUAGGUAAUGCACGGCAUGUUGAGUUAUCAAAUCCAAUUUGAAACACACCUCCUUCGUCGUCAUCGUCGUCGCCGUCGUUGUUUAUCUACUGCAUAUUACAAUUAUUCCCAUCAACAACGAUAUCACAGCAGUUGUCAUCCAUCAUCGAGGCAGUGAACAGUUGACACCAAAAAAAAAAAAACCGAAGAAGAAAAAAGUGAGAAACAACAUACAGUUGUUGGAGAGUAAGAUAAACAACACAACAAGUGUCUCACUGUCCGCAUAUACAGAGCAGCUCCCCUGACUCGCUCACAUCGCUUGCCAUCAUUUUUCAUUAAAAUGAAAUAAAUUGCAUUUUUAUUAUUUACAAAAUCCAACACAAGACACAAAAAACGGGAAAACGGAAACCCUUUAGCAUUUGGCCACCACUCGAGGUGUGGUUGGAGGUGGAGGAUUAAACUACAAUAUCCUGGCAUUAAACUGAAGCCGAGAGUAGCAUCAAACAGACAGCCAGCCAGCCAGCCAAACAAUCGUCACUAUUUCUUACUGCCGUUUGCUGCAGUAAGCUCAAUUUUUUGAGGGUGUUUGGGUGGCAAUGUCGCCCGGUUCUUUAAAUGGUGAAGCAGGAGCAGCAGCAGCAGCCGGUUUACUUAUUGAGAGUGGUAGUACAACAACAACAAAUACCUUUCAAAUAGCCGCUAGCAGCAUCAUGGAUUCAUCGAGAGUUUCGACAUGCCUUAUAUCGAUGCUGUUGAUAGUCUAUGGUAGCUUUCGCAGCCUAAACAUAGAACAGGAAGCCCGGGAGCGGGAACUUAAGAAACGCAAUGAAUCAACAACAAAUUUACUAACGGGAGAGCCUGUCCAACAGGAGCCAAGUAAAUUUGCUACAUUGGAUACAAUGCAUGCAUUGUGUUUGCCCUUAGGCGCCUCUAUAUCACUGUUAAUUAUGUUCUUCUUUUUUGAUUCAAUGCAACUGUUGUUUGCCGUCUGUACCGCAAUAAUUGCCACAGUGGCUUUGGCCUUCCUACUCUUGCCAAUGUGUCAGUAUAUAAUACGCCCCUGCACUGAUGGCACACGAAUUUCCUUUGGAGUAUGUGGUCGCUUUACUGCCGCUGAACUAUUUAGUUUUACCUUAUCUGUGUCAAUUGUUUGUGUGUGGGUGCUGACUGGUCAUUGGCUGUUAAUGGAUGCUAUGGGCAUGGGCCUUUGUGUGGCCUUCAUUGCAUUUGUACGCCUACCCAGUCUCAAAGUCUCCACUCUCCUGCUGACCGGCCUGCUAAUCUAUGAUGUAUUUUGGGUUUUCUUCUCCUCGUACAUAUUUAGCACAAAUGUUAUGGUGAAAGUUGCCACACGGCCCGCAGAUAAUCCCGUUGGAAUUGUGGCGCGAAAACUGAAUUUGGGAAAUAUGGUUAAAGAGGCACCGAAAUUGAAUUUACCGGGAAAACUGGUUUUUCCCAGCAUACACAACAGUGGCCACUUUUCAAUGCUGGGCUUGGGUGACAUUGUAAUGCCUGGUUUGUUGCUGUGCUUUGUGCUGCGUUAUGAUGCCUACAAAAAAGCUCAGAUUGUAACAAACGAUCAAAUGCUACCACCGCCAAAGGGUGUCGGCUCAAGGUUGACAUAUUUUCAUUGUUCCUUAUUGGGUUACUUUCUCGGUUUGCUUACGGCCACUGUAAGUUCUGAGGUCUUUAAAGCUGCGCAGCCAGCUCUUCUCUAUUUGGUUCCAUUCACCCUACUGCCUUUGUUGACAAUGGCUUAUUUAAAGGGCGAUCUACGCCGUAUGUGGAGUGAACCAUUUAUUACCCAACAACCUUCAAAACAACUGGAAGUCUGAGUGUUUUUCUUCAAACGAAAAUACUUUUUUUUAUCACUACUACUACUAUUACAUCUAUUAUAACUUAAUGUAUAAAUGAUAAGUUAAUUACAACACAUCCCCUCACAUAUACACACACAAUCUCCUCCCACUCUCUCUCCCUCCCUCAUUUUUGUUUUUAGUAGUAAAGGAAAAAAAGAGGAUUUUUUUUACAAAAUGAAAAAAAGGAAAACCGUAAAAGCAUGAAGAAUAAAUAACAAAUUUUAUUUAAGCAUAAGAUAGGUUAGAUUUUUUUGAGAAGUUAUUUUUAAAUGCAUUUCGUUUUGUAAGUUCUAGAAUAUUUUUCUAUUAAACAAUUAUCCUUCCAUUAUUUACAUGUCGUUGUAAUGUUGUUUUUCUCCAUUUUUUUUAAUUUUUAUAUUUAAAAAUUUUUUUUUUUCAUAAUUGAAUUUUUCAUUCUAGGAGGAUUUUGGUGUUUUGCAUUUGUUUUAAGUUUAACGUACCUUUCCUACAAUUCCUCCCCCCACCCCAAAAACAUCUAAGGAAAUUUUUGUCACAUUACUUACAACAACAACUACAUAUACGAAAGCAAAUUUUAGAAAAAAACAAACAUAAAAACAGUAAAAUAAUGAAAAUAACACAACAACAACAACAACAACAACAAAAAUAGCAACUAUAUAAUUAUUAUAAAUAAACUUAAAAAAAAACAAAGUGCAUAGUACUAAUAAUAUAACAAAACUAAAAAAUCUUGAAAUUAUGCAAUGAACAAAAUAAUGCAAACCAACAAACAGAACAAAAAACUGAAGGAAAUUAUCUCUCUCUCUCUCUAAUGAAAAUUAAACAAAAAGAAAUUUUAUAAAAAUGUAUUUUAUUGUAUUAAGUCGGACUAAACUGUAGUUGAAUUACUUUAUAAUGAAACUAUAAAAAGUCAUUAAAGAAAAUGGAAUAUAUAUGUUACAUACAAUAACACUAUAUACAAAAAAAGAAAUCCUCCCAUUUAAUUAAUUUUCUUAUUCCUAGUAGUUUUUGUUUUUCAAGCUUCUAUGCCCGAUAAGUUUGAUAUUUAUAUCUUCAUAACUUCUUUAGUGCUAAAGAAAAAAAUGGUUAUAAUAUUUAAGUAUAUUAUAAGUAGAGUCAUGAGUUGUAUGCAAAAUCAAACUUUUUUCAUCUAUUAUUUGGCAGAUGCGUUGGUAUAUUGCUUAUUUACUAUCGAAAUUGCAGUUUUCAAGCAAUGCCCUGCACCAAACCACUGAAGGCUGAACUGUAUUUUACGGGGUAGUUUGCAAAAAAAUUAAAUUUUUUGCAUACCUCCUAAUUUUGACCCCAGGAACCUGAAUAUGAAGUCCGUUUUUGGGACUCGGACCGUUUUAUCGGACUCCAGGCCCCAUAGGAAUUUCCCGGGUCAAAUUGUUGGAUAUUUGAUUGCAUAUUCGUAAUCUACUAAUCAAUGCCUUUCAUUUGAUACCCAUCUAUGUUAGCC
Messenger RNA from Stomoxys calcitrans (stable fly), 4358 nucleotides. RefSeq names its product signal peptide peptidase-like 3 (gene SppL). Gene Ontology annotation, cellular component: cytoplasmic side of endoplasmic reticulum membrane; Golgi-associated vesicle membrane; lumenal side of endoplasmic reticulum membrane. Gene Ontology annotation, biological process: membrane protein proteolysis. The coding region runs from base 1661 to 2899 and encodes 412 amino acids. Gene Ontology annotation, molecular function: aspartic endopeptidase activity, intramembrane cleaving. The transcript has 7 exons. Lineage: Eukaryota; Metazoa; Arthropoda; Insecta; Diptera; Muscidae. The record is from RefSeq and is a predicted model, not a curated record.